Molecule: messenger RNA, 3459 nt
Organism: Petromyzon marinus (sea lamprey)
Lineage: Eukaryota; Metazoa; Chordata; Hyperoartia; Petromyzontiformes; Petromyzontidae
Gene: TMEM26
Product: transmembrane protein 26
Source: RefSeq, a predicted model, not a curated record
GAAUCAUAGUAAACAUACAGAGUCAAUAAACGAUAGCUCAAUACUGACAUAUAAAAUUGCUUACUAUUCAUGACUUUAACAUUUGGAAAAUUAUGGCCGCUACACGAGCGAAAUAAGGAGGUGCACUCGGAAGGAUGAUGUCAGUUCUAUUCGUGCUGACUCGGCUGGCUCUCUGGCCAGGCCUCUGGGAAUUACUUGGCACUGAUAAAAUUUCAACCAAACAGAGCUUGAGAAUUUGCCACUUAAGUAAUAUUCCAACUAACCAUUGCUAGCUUUCGCAGCAGCUGGCCAAAACAGAUGUAUGUAUAUUGACGGCAGCAUCUAAUGAGGCUCAUGAACAAUUUAAAGACGAUUUAAACAAAUGUUAACGUAAACGCUCCACCGAAAAAAAACAGUUUGGCAGGAAGGAAAUUAAAUCGGUUUCACAGUCAUGGGAGGAGGAGGCGGCGGAGGAAGAGGAGGAGUGAAUGGGUGGGUCAGGCCCCGUUAUGAGAGGCACACUUUGUGGUCAGAGUCAGACUUGGCAGUGAAUAACCGCCCGCACAGAGCUCUGCGACUCUGCACAACAGUGACCGAUUUGUUACCUCCCUCACUGCCUCGUAGACGAGAGUUCGCCCGCUCGUCUGUGCAGAAGGGGGCUUCGACUUCGACGAGGCCAGAGUCAGAAGACCUCUCAGCAGCAGCAGCAGCAGCGACGCCGCGGAGACACGCCGGACCGGACACUGUGGCCAAAAGAAGGGACCCGUUGAGGGCAAUGACGCUGUUGGUCAUGCUGAGGGCCAUCGUGCCGCGCCUGGUGUUCGCGGUGCAUGCGCUGGCGUGCGUCUGGAGGGUCGCCGUGCACACGCAGCACCGCCUCUACUGGCUUCUGCUGCUCCUCGUGCUGCUGCUGCCACUCGAGCUGAUCGUUACGCUGGUGCUACGCAAGGGCAAGGACUACAAGUGGCUCUCUCUGGCAAUACUUCUGUACCUGAUCAACGUGGUGCCUGCCAUCUGGCUUCUGGAGGUUCGAUAUUUUGAGACGAAGCUGAAUGAAACCUGCUCCAAUGCCACGACCACCAUCACCACCAACGCUGCACAGCUACCGGUGCUCCGGGAACCGCUGCAAUUUAAGACACGACUCUUUAUUCGGGAAGCUCCAGACUUCGCUGCGACCUCGGAAUCUGGCUUCGCGUCGUCGGGAACGGACACCGAGGAAUUCCUGUUUCCGAGCACCAAGGCACCGACCGGCCGCCCUCUCGCGAGGGGCCCAAUCAGCUCCGUCCCGGUCACCACCAGCGCGGGUUACUCGCACACUCCGAUGUUCACCCUCUUUGGGGAGGAGCCGACGCACGUUGCCAUGACCCGUUGGCCCGAAAUGAGCGACUCGGAUUAUCUCGGAGAAGAGCCGCGGGACGGCGCCAGCGUUCCCGAGGCCCCUACGACUCUCCCGACACCCCUCUCCACCCCCGAGGAUGUCGGGCGCAGGGGGAGGAGCGGUCCUAAUGGCAAAAGCAGAGACGGCAGCUACAUUAUCUCUCAGGUGAAGCAACUGGAGUCCAAGGUGAACAGCCUCCUGGACUCGAACGAGGCGUGGAUCCUGUGCAUCCACCAGAUGCUCCUGCUGCUCCUCAUCAUCGGGCGCUGGUUGCUGCCCACGGGCACCGAAGUCUCUCGCGAGAAGCUCUCGCAGCUGCUCCUCGAGUUCAUCGGCACGGCCGGCGACAUCCUGGAGUUCAAGACGGAGACGAUGCAGGACUCCGUAGUGAGGUGUAACAGGCCGCUGUUCUAUUGCAUCAUGGCAGUCUGGACGUGGAGCUUGAUGCAGUUUCCGCUCGUCAUCAAAGUUCACCAGGCGCUGCCGGGCUCGCAGGAGCAAGCGCCGGCCCGCGGGUGGAGGACUCUGGUGCGCGUCUACAGCACGGAUCUGUGGGCCAUCGUCAUCAGCGUUUUCAUCCAGGAUGGGCCCUUCCUCGUGGUUCGGCUGCUGCUGCUCAUCCACUUCGGAGUCCUCGACCAAAUGCAGAUGCUCAUCUUCUUCACCAUCAAGAACGUGCUCGUGCUGAUGCUGCAGGCCUACCGCCUCGUGGUCAUCUACGGGGACUACCGCGCGCUCUGCCUCAGUGCCCCCGCGGCCGCGCCGUCGCCGCGGGGGCGGCAGGAGGGGAAGAGUUCCGGAGAGGUCCCCAGCGACGCGAGGACGCUCGCCACGGACGACUCCUUCACCAUGACCAUUUCAGCCUCGAACAGCGAGAAAAUGAGGGAAUGUCCCUAAUAAAACCCAAACUUUUUUUUUACUAUUUUUUUGUAUUUUACCAGGUGUAAGCCCCACCGAGCUGUGUAGCUUAUUUUUCAGAUCCGACCCUGGCUAACACUUGGACACGUAUGGCAGUAGUCGAAUGCUCUGAACGCGUGUUGUUGAUUCUAAGUGUGGAGGGGAAAACCGGAGGACCCAGAUAAUAAAAUCCACGCGAACACCGGGAGAGAGAGAGAGAGAGACACCGCAAACUCCGAAUAUACAACAGGCGUCAUGGUCGGGAUCGAACCCACGACGACCUCCUGUACACCGGGCGAGGUAGCUAACAUCUCGUUACCGUGGUGCCCUUAACUGACGGAUGACCACGAACUUCAAGUUUCACGACAGGAAGGCAAUAGCUGAUUGCGUUUAGCGUCGGUCAGUUGGUGCGCAGACUCUCGCUACAAAGGUGUUACUUUUACCGCGACCGCAUGCCGGACGCCUGCGGGGAAUUUGCAAACGCAUGAUGUCUGCUGGGGGUGGGGGGGGAAGAAAAGACUUUAAAGACCCUGUCACAGUUAUCUUGCAAGAGUGGGACGAUUCAGGCGAGAGUGCUAUGGCAAUGGACGACCGAAUUGCUCUGGUUUUAGUACCCGCUUGAGCCGUGAAACGUUACAAUCGGAUCAAAGGUUUUUCCCCGGGGUCAAACGUUACUACUUCGCAAUAAACCGGUAACAAAAAAAAAUAUAUUUUGUAGGCAAGUAUCUAUAUUUUGUAGGCAAAGUAUCUACAUUAGUUUUAAUUUAAAUAAAGGAGAACCUCUCUUAUCCGCGGGCCUAUUACCCACGACUUCUAUUAUGAUAGAAAGUCGUGGGUAAUAGGAUAAUUAUCCACGGCACCUAUAGGGCCUGUGAAGCUUCUAUUAUAUGCAUGGGCCUAUAUCUUCGUAUGAUCUACGAUUGUACCCAUAAUGCGUAGCAAAGCGGCUUCCUAAUACUUGUGAUUGUUUUGCGAAUAAGAGGAGUUGUUUGGAAUUUAAUUCCUAAUAUCUGCGAUUAAUCGCGCUUCAAACAAAAAUGGCCACAAUCAAAGCAUUUGCACGGGCAGUACUUGCUUCGACAGGGAGACAACGCAGACACUCGCAGAGACACAGUCAUGCACAGAGACACGGAGACACACACAGAGACACGGGGACACACAGAUACACGAACACACAGAGACAGGAACACCCUCACACAUACACG